AUGAAUGAUGACCGUCAGAACGCUCUCACCUCUAAACAAAUAUAUGCUCUGGGCAAAGAAAAUGCUAUUCAAUUUGAUCUAGCGAAGACGGAACUAGUACACUUCUCUAUAUCCAAAGAUACGAAGACAGCCUCAAUCAAGCUUCCGAACGAGGAGAUAAUUCAACCCUCAACAUUAGUCAGAUGGCUAGGCAUAUGGUUCGACCCUGGCCUCAGUUUCAAACAACAUGUCACAAUCCGAGCUACCCAGGCUAAAACCUCAUUCUACCGAAUGGCUAGACUUGCUAAUUCUGAAAAAGGCCUUAGUCCCAAGGCAAUGAGACAGCUCUAUAUGGCAUGCGUCACCAGCAUAGCUGACUACGGUUCAAUUUUAUGGUGGAAAGGGCAAAACCAAUUCAAGAAAAUCCUUCAAUCCUUGCAGAACCUCGCCCUUCGAAAAAUCCUAGGAGUAUUCAAAACCUCACCAAUAAAACCAAUGGAAAUAGAAGCCGCAUUGUGCCCUCCAGAAGAUAACCCCAUAGUCCAACCUACCAUGAAAUAUCUGCUUCAUACUAAAGCAGGAAUCAUCAAGACCCUCGAAUUUAUCGAGGCGACGAGAAUAGCCACCAGAUCAUGGCAUCUCAAUAGAAUGCAUGAAGAAGAAGAGGAAGAAGGCGGAGAAGAAGGGGGUGGACCGGAAGAUUGUGAUUGA
Messenger RNA from Sclerotinia sclerotiorum 1980 UF-70, 690 nucleotides. RefSeq lists its product as hypothetical. Lineage: Eukaryota; Fungi; Ascomycota; Leotiomycetes; Helotiales; Sclerotiniaceae. The record is from RefSeq and is a predicted model, not a curated record. The transcript is spliced from 3 exons. The coding region runs from base 1 to 690 and encodes 229 amino acids.